GGAAGGCUCUGCGCGCCGAUUUUCAAGCUUCAGAAAGAAACUAAAUUUGCCGCGCGAGUCGUAUAAUGCGGAAGAAGAGGACACACAGAAUAUUCAACUGAAUCUGGAGCGGUGGGCUGCGGAGGAACGCCAGAGACGGAAGGCUCUACGGUCAUCCAGGUCCAACUCCAUUUUGGGCAGUCAACGCGCUUCGCUCGGACGACGGAUCAGCACACUCGGCCGUGCGAAAGAGGCGAGCAAUACGAACAGCCUGCUGAGGAUGUCGCAUGGAGGCGAAUCGGUUUCGAGUCUAGACUCGACGAACGACAAGGCCAAUGGCCACAUUUCCAGUGGCAGUCAAUUCGGCGUGGAAAAAGGAGAGCACAUUGCACGGCGCCAACUUGGGAGCGAAGCCCACCAUGCAGGCACGGACAUCAAAGGAAAAGGUCGCGCGACUGACAACCCAUUCAGCGAUCCCUCGGACCCAGAAUACGAAAGCACGCUAUCUCGCUCUGCCUCCUCCAACAAGCCGCGUCCGACGGCGCACCACCCGAUCGUCACUAUUGGUGGGACCCCCGUGGUGCGGCGGCAUUUGGGGCAUAGGAUCGGUCCGGAUGGACAAGAGCUCCCGUCGAUCGUCUCAACGGACGCCGAUGCAACUGGCAAAUACGACAUGAAGCGCGGCGGUGCGUCGUACGGAAAGUUGGCGCGCAAACCUGGGACCAUCACGGAAGAUGUGGAGGAGGACAGGCAUGCUGCCAUAGACGGAGAUGCGGGUGCUGGGGCUGCGAUAGCCAGGCAGAUCGGCGAGCGCGCGCCGCCGUCCCGCAAGAGCACUGCGGACUCGCGUUUCAACGAGAUCGACUUGGAGGAUAACACGGAGGAGGAGGAGGAUUCGCACCCACAUGGGCACAGUGAGGAGCAAGGUGCCGUCACUCCGCGUCAAGUGCAGCUUGGUACGGGUCAGGGACGCGGUCGACACGGGCAACUGCACUCUAGACCCGCGGGGGCUCAUGAGGAAGGUAGGCGAGUCGCCUGGUGGACGGAGUGGCUCUUCUGCUGCGGUGGUCCACCACCUGAUGAUGAGCAGGUGCGUUGCUGACUGAUCGGCUUGCAUACACUUCGCGACUGCGCUGACUGUCCCUCCCGCUUCCUGCCUGCUCGCCCGU
Tilletiaria anomala UBC 951 is the source of this 1148-nucleotide messenger RNA. RefSeq lists its product as uncharacterized. Bases 260 to 1081 code for a protein of 273 amino acids. The transcript is spliced from 2 exons. Lineage: Eukaryota; Fungi; Basidiomycota; Exobasidiomycetes; Georgefischeriales; Tilletiariaceae. The record is from RefSeq and is a predicted model, not a curated record.